Messenger RNA from Drosophila montana, 1452 nucleotides. Its product is annotated as putative S-adenosylmethionine-dependent methyltransferase RcsF. The transcript has 4 exons. The record is from RefSeq and is a predicted model, not a curated record. The coding region runs from base 82 to 1224 and encodes 380 amino acids. NCBI's taxonomy places the organism in Eukaryota, Metazoa, Arthropoda, Insecta, Diptera, Drosophilidae.
AAAGAAUUAAUAUUAAGCACAUGUUUUUAAAUGUUAAAUUAAGUGUAAGCAUAUUCGGUUCGGUGUUUUCGCAUUACGAACAUGCACGAGGAUGAUCUGAAAAAUCAAUUAACUAUUGCGCGGAACGAGAUUAACAACUUGAGACAGCAAGUGCGCAACUUGCAGCAUGUGCAGCGCAAGGACAUUGAAACAAUAAACCGGCUGCUGCAGGAUUUUCGCUGCGAAGGCUGCGCCAACAUAAAUGCCAAGGGCAAGGACAAACCGGAAUCGCUCAUUUUGCAGAACGCCAGCAAUGAUACCAAUGUAAACGGUUGUGAGGAUGUGGCCAAUUUCAAGCCCAUCGGCAUCAUACGCAGCGCAUUUCCAGAGAAGCGCGCCGUGCCCCGCCAAUCGAGUGUGGGCAGUCGUCUCCGUAGCCUCAUACAGCUCAACGAUGGCGUCUUUACCAAUCCGGAACAUUCGCUGGAAGGCCUAACCGACUUCUCGCACAUGUGGCUCAUCUAUCACUUCCAUCGCAACAACGCGCAUCCGAAGGCAAAGGUUGCCCCGCCACGUUUGGGCGGCGAGCGAAUUGGAGUGUUCUCGACACGUUCCCCGCAUCGGCCCUGUCCCAUUGGACUGUCGUUGGUGGAAAUUGAGAAGAUCGACGGCGCCACCAUUAGCUUCUUUGGCACUGAUAUGGUAGAUGGCACGCCUGUGCUGGAUAUUAAACCGUAUAUACCCUAUUAUGAUGCGCCAGUUCUAAGCGACGACUCAGGUCGUAGUGCCGCUAUGCCGAAUGAAAACAGCGCCGACUUUUAUGGUUCGCGUCAGGAGCCGGACGGCGAAGAAUCGGAUCUCGAAUUAUAUGGCGCCGCCGGCUACACAGCUAGCAAUAUGCACGUGGAGCCAACGCCAUCAGCACCACCAUUGCCCAGCGCAGUGCGUGUGCCCGAUUGGGUGGUGGCCGGUCAUCGCCUGACCGUCUGCUUUAACGAGCAUGCCGAAGCUCAGCUGCUGGAGCUGCAGGUGCAUAAGCAAUGCAUUGUCGAAAUAUUGGAGGCGGAUCCACGUUCCGUAUAUUUGCGCACAAAAUACGGCUCACAAAUAUUCACCUUCCAGCUAAGCGAGGUUACGGUCACCUGCAAGUUUGACGACAAAGCUGGCACAGUGACUGUUGUCCAAGUGCGACGCAAUGAGAAUAUUCAGGUGACCGCUUUGGAGGGGGAGCCACGCAAUUCUUAAUGGAGAGAUGCCUCUCUUCAGCUUAUUAUAGGUUUAAAAAGCUGCAUUCUGUUGUUGCCCUAAACUGCUUUGUAGUAAAGUUAAUUAUGUGUUAUCCUUAAGUAAUCCAUGUUAAGGAGCUUUUAAAUGUAAACAGUUUCGAUUUGUCGAUUACGUAUAAUAAUAAUAUAUAUAUAUGUAUAUGAGGCAUAUGUCCCCGUGUAUGUGCUUUUUAUGUAAAGAAAACAA